AUGGCCGCCGUGGCAAAUCCCCUGCGCUCCCGGCUCCUCGUCCGCCCAGUGGCGAGACCCUGCCUGUCCUCUGGCUUCUUUGCCUCGCCGCACGCACGCACGCCUAAGCCGGCCCGGUCCGCCCACAUCUCGACGACGGCGCGAGCCCUGGCUCUCUCCAGACCCGUUGCGGCGCUCCUGCAAGACAAGGAGGCCGGCGAGAUUCCUGACGUGCGUGUCGAGGGCUUCGUCAGGUCGGUUCGCUCGCAGAAGCGGCACAGCUUCGUGGCUCUGGGAGAUGGCUCAUCGCUUGAUCCGCUCCAGGCCGUGGUCCCGGCCGACCUUGCGGAGGGGCUCACAAUAGGUGCCGCCGUACGUCUCCAAGGGUCAUGGAGUCCGUCACCAGGGCGUGGCCAGAGCCACGAGUUACAGGUCACUAAGGCUGAUGUCCUGGGACCAUCGGACGCGAGGUCGUUCCCUGUCCAGAAGAAGUAUCAGACGCUCGAGUACCUUAGGACGAUUCCGCAUAUGCGGCCAAGGAUACCGUUCAAUGCCGUCGUCCUGCGGUUCCGGUCACAGCUGAUAUCCUCACUCACGCGCUUCUUUGACAGCCGCCAAUUCGUGCAGACCCAGACGCCCGUCUUCACUUCUGCCGACUGCGAGGGCGCGGGCGAGGUUUUCCACGUGACUGCCGGGUCCAGUGAGCAAGGAGGCAACAGCGGCGGCGAUGACACCAAAGAAGCAUCCUUCUUCCGCCGUCCUGUGUACUCGACCGUCUCUGGGCAGCUCCACCUCGAGGCUCUUGCACAGUCCCUGGGCCACGUGUGGACGCUGUCGCCAACGUUUCGGGCCGAGCACAGCGACACGCCGAGACAUCUGAGCGAGUUCUACAUGCUCGAGGCAGAAUUGAAUUUCACCGAGGACAUGAGCGCUGUGAUGCAGCUUGUCGAAGACAUGCUCAGACACGUCGCAGCGGACUUAUCGGAGCUCCCAACUUUUGAGGAAAUCACCAGGGAACAAGGAAGGUCGCCCGACUUAGCGCCUGCUGGAGAAGUGCUGCGACGCUGGGAAGGGCUGCGGUCUCCUUCUGCGUGGCCGCGCAUCACUUAUGCUCGAGCCAUCGAGCUACUCAAGAACGCUACGACAGAGCAUGAUGUGAAAUUUGAACGCGAGCCUGUCUGGGGCACAGAUCUGUCAACGGAGCAUGAGAAAUGGAUAGCUGCAAACCUCGGCAACGGGAACACGCCAGUGUUUGUCACAAACUACCCAAGAGACAUCAAGGCAUUCUACAUGAAGGUCGCCGACGGGACCUCUGAUUCGGCUGGUGGUGAGGCAAUGACAUCUCGGCAGACUGUCGAGUGCUUCGACUUGCUGGUACCCGACUUUUGCGAGAUUGCCGGAGGCUCCAUGCGCGAGCACCGGUUCGACGAGCUGGUUCAUGCCAUGGAAGCGAGAGGCAUGCCUACGGGAGUCUCGGGAGCUGCCCUCAUAGACGACGAGAUCAAGCCCAACAACAGCAAUGGGGACGUCAACAACCUCGACUGGUACCUAGACCUUCGCCGUUGGGGUUGUGCCCCGCACGGUGGCUUUGGCCUAGGGUUCGACAGGUUGCUCUGCUAUCUGACGGGCGUUCAGACGAUCCGCGACACGACCGCGUUUCCACGCUGGUACGGCCGAUGCGACUGUUAA
This is a messenger RNA of Microdochium trichocladiopsis, 1668 nucleotides long. RefSeq lists its product as uncharacterized. Bases 1 to 1668 code for a protein of 555 amino acids. Gene Ontology annotation, molecular function: nucleic acid binding; asparagine-tRNA ligase activity; ATP binding. Gene Ontology annotation, biological process: asparaginyl-tRNA aminoacylation. Gene Ontology annotation, cellular component: mitochondrion. The record is from RefSeq and is a predicted model, not a curated record. NCBI's taxonomy places the organism in Eukaryota, Fungi, Ascomycota, Sordariomycetes, Xylariales, Microdochiaceae. The transcript is spliced from 3 exons.